GCAACAUGGUGGAGUGGUGUUUACCCCAAGAUAUUGAUUUGGAAGGUGUGGAAUUCAAAUCCAUGGCAAGUGGGUCCCAUAAAAUCCAGUCAGAUUUCAUUUAUUUCCGGAAAGGGCUCUGUUUUGGCCUGGCCUGCUUUGCCAACAUGCCUGUGGAGAGUGAGUUAGAGCGUGGUGCUCGCAUGAAGUCUGUGGGGAUUCUCUCCCCUUCCUAUACCCUGCUGUAUAGGUACAUGCACUUCCUGGAGAACCAGGUCAGACACCAGCUGGAGAUGCCAGGGCACUACUCCCAUCUAGAAGCGUUCUAUGAUGACAAGAAAGGAGUUCUCCCUGAUAGCAAGGGCACCCCCACCUCUCAGCAACCUGUUCACUGGCUGCCGUCCAUCCACAGAUACAUGUACCCAGAGAUGAAGAUCACACACCCUGCUGGCUGCAUGUCUCAGUUCAUCAAAUUCUUUGGUGAGCAGAUCCUUGUCCUCUGGAAGUUUGCCCUGCUGCGCAAGCGCAUACUGAUAUUUUCACCACCCCCAGUUGGAGUUGUCUGCUAUAGAGUGUACUGCUGCUGUUGCCUUGCCAAUGUUUCUCUGCCUGGUCUUGGAGGAACUGUCCCAGAGUCCAAACCGUUCUUCUAUGUGAAUGUGGCAGACAUAGAAAUGCUGGAGACAGAAGUAUCAUAUGUGGCCUGUACAACAGAAAAGAUCUUUGAGGAGAAACGGGAUCUCUAUGAUGUCUAUGUGGACAACCAGAAUGUGAAGACACAUCAUGAACAUCUGCAACCACUCUUGAAAAUUAACAAUGCUGACAAGGAGAAGUACCGACGGCUCAAUGACCAGAGGCAGAUGUUAAUGUACUCUCAAGAGGUGGGUGAGGACUGUAGCUCCUGUGAAGAGGACCUUUUCAUCUUGUUUUUCAUGGAGCAGAACAACCGCAUAUUUCAGACACUGAUGGAGGUGUCAGCCAGCCAGGACAAGACGCUGACAGCUGACCACGCACGAGGCAUGGGCCUGGAUCCCCAAGGGGAUCGAAGUUUCCUUAUGGACCUGCUGGAAGUGUAUGGCAUUGAUGUUAUGCUAGUCAUUGACAACCCCUGCUGCACUUAAACCAAGGGCAAGAGAGAUGGGGAGCAAAGAUCGCUUUUUAAAGACUACCAGACAUUGCUUAGGAGGAUCACUGGAACUCACCACAGCCACUGGACAGAUCUCAUUUUAUUUAAUAACUUUAUAUGGAGAGUAUUUAUAAUUUUAAAACAAAAUGUGAUUUUUUUUCCCCCCCUCCUCUACUUCCCAAAGAGUACCUGCUCCAGGUGUGGUGUUUUUUUUUUUUUGUGUCCCUUUCUCUUUUGUGGUUUUUUGGUUUCCUUUAGGUAGGACCAGUGGCACCUUUGCACCAAUCCUCACUGUUACCAGUGAUAGCUAGGCUUUGGCCUAGCCUGGAUACCUGAGAGCUGAAGACUUCAGGAAAGCACUUUGUCUGAUGGGGACCAAUGUGAAAUGCUGUUGAUGAGCUCUCAAGAGUUGACUGGAAAACCCUCCUAUCAUCCCCUCUUCCACCUGGGGACUGAAGAGAGCUUCAGCACAGGCUGUUAGUGGCCCAGUCUCAUAAAACACCUGCCCUACCAUGUUUAUUGGUGGGAACACUUAAACCAAUGAUAUAAAACAGGACUCCUUUAAACACCUUUCACUCAACUUUUAGGAGCUAAGUUGGAAUAAAGCCACCCUUCCUCGUCUCAAUGGCAGAAGCAAGUCUGGGAUAAGGGGGUGCUACAGGAUCUUAUGACUUUGCUUAUCAGAGCAGCACCGUUUCACUUCCAGCAUUUGAGGUGGUAUAAACUGGCAAUGACUAUACCUACCUAUCUCAUAGCUGGAGAAGAGCACCAGCUCUACUUAAUCCCUCCUACUGCUUCCUCUGUUUUUUUUUAGUUGCAUCACAGCUGCUGUUUUGGUUUAAAAUCUUCAAACCAGCAAGAUGGUCUCCCAUUUAACAGGGACCAACAUCACUGAGCCACCUUGCAGCCACUAUGUUUUCCAGCCUCAGCUCACAUGCUGAGCUGGACUGGGCUGAUUAAGUAUGCUUUAAUUAACAUCACUAGCCCUUCCUUUGUAGCAGAUAGUACUUGUCACUCCUUUGCUUUAACACUGCUGAUCCUCCUUUUGUCGACAGCCUUCAGCACUGCCUGCUGCUGUCCCUGGCUUUCAUUGUGAGAGAGCGAGCAGUAUGUGACCUUUCAGCUGGAAUCGUUUUGCCGUUCACAGGAGGUUCCCUUGGAGUUUGGCGUUCUUACCUGGUGCAGCUGCUAGAAGCAAUGUUUACCAGCAAGCCUUUUUUCUCCUGGGCAGAGAAGCUGUAGAAGCAGAUGAACAGUUUCUUAUUCAUGUGCUGUGAAAAGAAUAGGAUUCAGUUCAUGCAGGACUAGUGGUUACUUCCAGGAAGGCUAUCCUAGUAAAGAGUAAUCCCUUCGCCAUGUGAAAUCCAAGAAUGGUACUAUAGGUUCUAGGUGUGACAUAUUGCUUUGCCCAAAAUUCUUCAGCCAGUAGUAGCAUCAGCUUUAAGCCAACUGCUCUUCCUGAACUGUGUCUGUAGCUAAUUAGCUGAUGCUUCUAGACUUCAGUACCCUUGGAGCCUUUCUGCAGUUUGUAGAAAUGCAAACUGUAGCUGAUGUAUCCAUUUAUCCUAGCAUUUUAGAGGAUGAGACAGAGCCUGUACCACCAAAGUCUUAACUGCUAAUUCUUUUUAAAACAGGUAAAGCAAAUGUUCUCCAAGCAGACCCUCUGUGAAUUGUCUCCUCUGGAAGGAAGGAGGCUGGUAUGUCCUGUUUUUCCUUGAAGGCUGCCUUAUCUGCAGCAAAGUAGUUUUGCUUGCUGUGGAUUCAGAGGUUUUAGUGAGGUGUGGGAUCAGGGGCCUCACAAGGCUUAUUGCACAGUUCAUUGGUAGGACCUUCACGUUCCUGUGAUCUGCCUGUCUCUGAGCAGCUGCUCCUCUGCCUGCUUUUUCAGGGCUUUGGAUGUUUUUGUACAGGAGAAAACAUUCUGCUGCUUUCAUUGCUGGUUGGUCACAACUGUAAUGUAAUCAUCCUUAGAAGGUUGGGGGAAAAAAUGGAGAAACAGGAAAAACCCAGAUCUGAGUAUCAUUUAAUGGAAAGACCAGUCUCAUUUCCUUAAGAAAAGACUUUGUCUUUAAACUGACACCUCUAGCAUGAAAGUGACCCACAGUCUCCAUGCUUUGUUCUAACUUCCACUUUAGUUUUUAACAUGCUGUCUGCAGUGAAGACCCCUGAGGAAGUAUAGCUGGCACUGUGUUGCGGUCACUUACUUAACUUCCUUCAGAUAUAAAAAAAGGAACUGAAACUAGAGUAGCAAUUCUUCCUCUCACUUUCUUGAAGGUUUGCUACAUAAUUUAGCUGUGGUCAGCUGUUAAUAACUUUCUAUUCUCUUUGAUGGCAGUAGUUCUUUUGCUGAACAGAAACAAACCUAUAAUCUGUCGUUGAAAUUUUAACACCUCUGCAGUCAGAGGCUUUCAAAGACCCUGUGUUAGAGCGCUAUGUUCACAAGCAGUCAGCACAUGAGGUCUACCAGACAGCACUGAUAAAGCCCACCGAGCAGAACCUCCACAAUUACUAUCUGAUGUUUAUUGAACCUCUGCUUUCCAGAAACUACAUCUUCAGUUGCUAGCAGUAGGCUGAUGAAGAAGCAUCAAAGCAAGCAGAUUACUGUAAAUGUAGCAUCCACACUACAUUCCCAGUUGGAUGGCUACAGCCCAUUUUGUUUUCUUCUGUGUAAUUUUGUUUAUCUGCAGCCUCCCCUGGCAAGUGACUGCUACAAAAGUCAGACAGUUGCUAGACAGAAAACUGAACAGAGACUUCUCUCUCCUAACCCUUCCGUGUUUGAUUCACUGCAAAAGAACUUCCCACCUGCACUCUCCUUUUCUAACAGACAGUUUUUAUUGUUGUCAUAUGUGGAAAAUCCUUGAUAAAUGUGUAUGUAAUACAAACAAAUGGCUACAGCUUGGGACAGGAAGGCUUCUUCAGCAGAAUGUUUUCAUUUGGAACCAAUUUAACUGAAUCAUAUCUUUCCAGGAGAGAACAUAAUUCAAGGUAGAACAGUUAAGUGCAGACGUGUAAAAUCCCCUCUUUGACACUUAAUAGUUGCUUUUUCGAAUACUAAAGUAUUCAAAAGCUGGGAGACAGUUACUUGGUGUAUUUUGAAUUAAAAGAGGGAGGGGAGUGUGGCAUAAGGUAGGAUAUUGCUGAUUACCAUAAAAUCCUCUUCUCCAUUUGAAUUACUUUGCCUUUACAGUGGUGCCUUUAAUUUCUUUGGUGUAACGCCUCUGGUCAGUCGCUUGUGAUCAGAGCCCAGGUUGAAUGGUGGUUACAGUAGCCACACACAUCCUGUGUCCUGCUAGACAGAGUCUGGUAUGCGUGUUCUUUCUAACACCCAAGUCAUAGUAUAGCCAUUGCAGGUUCUCAGUUGGUACUUGCUUGAGUUUAAACAGGGGAGCAAGAGAUUCAUAAAUGCAUCUUAAUUUAAGUUGCACUAGAAAUGUAUAAUCAAAAAAUGAAUUAUUACUAUCUGGAUUGGACAUAAAGCUUGGAAGAGAAAUAAAAGCUAGGUUUUAAGUCUGAACAAGGGAUACCAUGCCAGGCAUUUAAAUCAGGCAAAAGUCUUCUCACUGUAAGGUUAGGCCCAGCUGCAUAGAGCCAAGUACAACCAAGAAUUGUAACAGAUACUAGGAUAAAGGCAUUUUACUGAAUUAGAGUUCAGAUUGUCUUAGAGACAUACUAAUACCUUCUUUUCUAGCAUAUAUUAAGUAGUUACUCCAGUGUAUGGUAGAGACAAUGGUCAUGGCUGUCACAGGAAAUGAGCUCACCUAUCCAGUAUCCUUAAAGGCAGAUACUUUUCAAGAAAAAGUAGCUUACUGUACAGCUUGUUCUGUAAAGCAGUAUUACUGUGAUACUGCUUCCAUUUAAGAAUGGCCAAAGUUAAUGGGCAAAAAGCUAGGAGUAGCAGUGGCCCUCUUGGUGCCAGACUGUGGAAGGGACAGGCAUGCUUUGCUCUGGGAAGGAGAGGGCAAGAGCACUCUGUCCUAAUGCAAACUAGGUACAAAGCAUGCAUACUAACCCAAAUUCUGUCAUCAUAGCUAUUACUUCCAAGUGAAAUUGCUGUCUUGUUUCUGUCCCCCCUACAAAGCUAGUGGUCUAGUUAUUAUGGGAGAAGACAACACACGUCUUUUGUGAGGGACUGGAAUGUACUGACUUAACAGAAUAUGUCUGUCUACAACAGAGGGUACUAAAUGCCUGUGAGCCAGGAUUUCAGGCCCUCAUUAAUGCAACAUGCAACUCAGAUGGGAACGUUUAAUCGUGGUUAAAAUAAACAGGUGCCUUGGGCUGGUCCAUCAUUAGGUUGUUAUCCUUCUUUCUCAUUUAUGUUGCAGUAUUUUAAGGCCUUCUAGACUGGACUGUAAGUUGAAGCCAGGGUGUUUUCAUGAGUGGGACCUAGGAUUCUACUCCUGCUUCCUGUUUUGGAAAAUUGCUUGUCUUGCUGUCAUACAGAAACAUGAAAACUGAGUCCUUUCCUUAACACUGUAGAUAGUGGGUUCAGCCCCUGCUUAUUUUAUGUAAUGUUUUCCUCACACCUCCCUCUGAAUGUUGCAAUUCAGAGGUCUAGAACCACCCCAUACUGGAAGACCUCUGAACUGCAGAGGAAGGGGAAGAAUGACUUCAAUGGUAUUUAUACAAGCUAAUCAACUUAUGCUGAUAUGAAUAUUUAAAUAUCAGUCUGUGUCUCAGAUGAUCCUUGGUACUUCAACAUCAGAACAGCGUUAACAAUACCAAUCCUGAAGGGAGCUCUUGGUUACCCUCAAGCAAGGAAUCACAUUGCAGUGGGAGCUGUGUGUCUGAUACUAUGGCAGAGAAUGAGUCGUUCUCCCUGUAAAAUGGUACAGGUGACCCAGAAGCUAGUUCUUAUCAUCUUGCCCCUUGCAGCAGGCUGGUUGUAGUUCUAACAGCUCUGAUGUUGUUUGCAUCUUGCAGAUGUGUGGUUGCUCCCAUAAGCCUGUGGCUGUGUAGAGAAACUGCUUACUAAAACAUGGGUAUUUUUUAAUACAAUUAAAGCUUACCUUUUUGAAAUGGCUGCUGCCGCCUUGUCUUUCCUGCCACUUGAGGAAAAAAAGCAUUGCUGAUUUAUUACAGAAGCGUCAGCUUGAGGAAGAUCUCAGUUGGUGAGAACUGCCCCGACUCUGAAUGAGCCAGUGGCUGCAGAGCAACGUUCCAGGUGUCCCUGUGGCAAGCACAAAGUAGAGCACAGCCAACAUGUUCCUUGGAGAGUGACUCAGGGGUCCACUGGGCACUCUUAAUUGCUGCAGAUCAAAAGAAAGCAAGCACAACACAGGCCCUAUCACCAGCAUAACUAUUAGAAAGAACUAGCAGGCUUCUGCUCCUCUAGAUCUUAGUCAAGAAAAGAUGGGUGCUUGCCCCAAUAUCUUAGGUAAUUCCUUUCUCCACAGUAUAGUCAAGGGAAGGACAGCACUCAGUUUGUCAGAAUGCAGAAAACCAACCCUACUCCCCCUUUCAAAGCAUUUUCCUUUAGCAAGUCUCCAGCAGAGGAUGCUGUUGCAGCAGCUUGCAGCCAAGAUGCAGUCUAACAAAGCUGCUGGAAAUCAGUUCACUAACGUCCUUAUUCUGAUUACAGCAAAGAAUCACCAGAUGAACUUAGAUCACAGUGUAACACAGGGACUACGUACAAACAGCCAGUCACAUCAGAAAAAUUAGGAUUUUUUCUUUUUUCCCAUAAACAAGGCAGAAUCAUGUGAACUUGUAAGUUACAAUAAGGGCAACCAGCAACCUCGGUUAAGUCAAAAGUAUUUCCUUCCAGCAGUUAAAGCAAAGCUAUAAACAAAAGCUCAGAAAAGCAAGAAAACUAAUUACAGUACUGAGGCUUAAGGGGAUGUAGGUUGUGUAAGGAGUGGUGAGCACUGUUUACAUUAGAGAAGAGCAAACAGACACAAGGAAUAAUAAAAGUUAUUUGGAUGCCCUUAUUUGUGUUAUACUACCACAGGAAUAAAAGGAAUACUUACCAAAAAAAAAAAAGGACUCAUUUGGCUUGUUAAAGGAGUCUUUCCACAUGUAAUUCAUACAGCUUUGGGUCAAUGAUGACAUUUUCCAAUUUGCUUCUCUGUAAUAUACCUAAACUUGAUCAAAGGAAUACAUUUCUACUAUAUUAUUAACUGGAACUCUGUGCUGUUGAAUCUGGCAAGAUGAAAAAAAGAACAUAAAUAUCCAGAUAUGGGGAAUUUUUAAACUUCCUCUCAAGCUUUGUAUUACUGAUCUCCAAUUUAUUUUGUGGCAGAGUAAAUAACCAACCACCUGUUUUAAUGUGGCAAUUCCAACAUUUUAUAGACUUCCUUAGCAUUACUUCCCAAAAAAUAAAUUUUUAUCAAAAUCCCAGGUUUUGUGAGAUUUAUACAUAGGUAAAGUAGACCUAAACUCUUAAAACACAAGGACAAGUGUGCUUUCAUUUUACUUUAAUAUACAAUUGCAUUAAAGCAGAAGCAUCUGGCACACAGCACUCAGCCUGCAGUGCUGUAAAUGGAACACUGAUGACUUCUUUGGGGGGAAAAAAAAAAAAAGCCAUCAAGUUAACAUGCAUUUCUCAGAACUUUCGUUUACAUUUUUAACCCCUUU
Messenger RNA from Athene cunicularia (burrowing owl), 7675 nucleotides. It is a transcript of the gene DENND11, whose product is annotated as KIAA1147 ortholog. The transcript has 8 exons. Lineage: Eukaryota; Metazoa; Chordata; Aves; Strigiformes; Strigidae. The record is from RefSeq and is a predicted model, not a curated record. Gene Ontology annotation, cellular component: cytoplasm. The coding region runs from base 6 to 1100 and encodes 364 amino acids.